Molecule: messenger RNA, 249 nt
Organism: Paramecium tetraurelia
Lineage: Eukaryota; Ciliophora; Oligohymenophorea; Peniculida; Parameciidae
Exons: 1
Source: RefSeq, a predicted model, not a curated record
AUGAAAGGGAAGAAAUCUUAAAAGGAUUUAAGUGGUAUUAUUGGUUUGAUAAUUUAAAUGAAACCAAAUGAAGAAUUGCUUGAAUCAUUGUUCGAGGGAGCAUGUCAUCUAUACAAAUUGCAUUUUGUAAGCCACAAUAGAAAAUAAUUUGAAGUUUAUUUUUAAAUAGAUAUUUUUGCAAUGGGAGAUAAUAAGUUAUUUUAAGAACGACAAAUUGUAAAAUCUAGACGAAAUACUUAUACAAGUUGA